Funneliformis geosporum is the source of this 639-nucleotide messenger RNA. The record is from the annotation of a GenBank genome assembly. NCBI's taxonomy places the organism in Eukaryota, Fungi, Glomeromycota, Glomeromycetes, Glomerales, Glomeraceae.
AUGUCUGUAUGCAACCUCAAACUUAUAAACUAUAGAGUCAACUAUUCUGUGCAAACUGCACCCUUAUACCAUAAGCAAAACCCACACUCUGUGGUUAUUCCACCUAAUUUCUAUUCAUUAGUGAUAACGGUGAAGCUUCUUAAAGCCCACCCUUUGCUCACUUUAGCUAAUAGCUAUCUUAUCGACUCUCCCGCACCCUCGAAUAUCUCCUAUCUCUGGAACUUCGGCUCACUGUUAGGAACCUGCCUAGCCCUACAGAUCGUAACGGGGGUGACACUAGCGAUGCAUUACUCGGCGUCCACAGAUCUAGCCUUUCUUUCUGUUGAGCACCUCGUUCGAGACGUUCCAAGUGGUUGGUUAAUCCGUAACCUUCAUGCUAACGGUGCUGCGUUCUUUUUCGUCUUUGUUUACAUUCACAUGGGCAAAGGCUUGUAUUAUGGCUCAUAUCGCAAACCUAGAGUGCUCCUAUGGUCUAUAGGCGUGGCAAUAUUCCUAGUUAUGAUUGUUACCGCUUUUCUAGGUACCACUGAAACGUGCCUAAAAUGGUUUGAUGGUCUCAAAUUUAAGAUGGUUUUACCUUUUAGUCGCCCUAAAACUAAAGCUUCUAAUCGUAUUGGUCCACUGGCGGUGAGGUUGUGA